UCCCAGAGUGCAACAGAGGGGGCAGUUCAUCAACAUGUGCAUUUGUUAUUGUUUGUUGCACUCACACAGUCAGUUUAAGUCUCAUCACGAUCACAGGCACACGUACAAGGACAUGAAAGAUCUCAGGUGAUCUGAUUCUGCAUUAAACCUAUCUUUGUAUUAAGGCAUCUGACCUGAUUUAUAACUAUGGAGGAAAACAGAACUGUGAAAUUCAGAGAUGUUGCAGAGAACUAUUUCUCACAGACGAGGGUGGACUGUCGCUACACUAUAAGCAGUCAACACAGUUGGAGCAGUCAUGACUGGAUAGGUCUAUUUAAGGUGGGAUGGCUGACAGUGAAAGAUUACUACACUUUUGCCUGGGCUCUAGCACCGGAAGGGUACCAAACGGGAACAGAUGCAAACUGUAGUGUGGCCUUUUACUCAUCUUAUCUACCAAAACCCGAAGGGGAGGCGUAUCAGUUUGUGUAUGUGGAUGAACAUGGCGAGAUUUGUGCGGUCAGUUCUCAGUUUACUUUCUGUGCUCCAAGACCUCUGGAUGAACUUGUUACGCUCGAGCAGGAGAAAAACGGUGAGGAAGAGGAGGAGGGAGAUGACCUGCUGCUGGUGGUGCCGAAGGCUCUGAUCCUGCAGAGUCUCUUAGAAGGAUGUCAGCGUGAGUUACACGAGUUGCAUAAGAGGCUUGAGGUUGCAGAUGAUGAGGUGGAGAGAGAGAGGGAGAGAUGGAAGACGGACAGAGAUGAGUUUGAAAGAGUGCGAAAAGAGAUGAGGAGUCAGAUUGAUGAGCUAAAAGACAACCUGAGGCAAAGCACUGAAAAAAUUGAGGAACUGGAGCAAAAACAAAAGGAUGUGCAAAGCACACAUGAAAACAUGACUGCUGAACGUAGUGGACUUCUAGCAGAGAGAGCUGAAAACCAUCAGCGAAUCAAAGAACUCAAACAGGAUGCUGCCACUCUGACUCAACAAAAACAGGACAUAGAAGCCGAGCUGGACAGAAUGAAGGAAAGAGUUAAAAAGAUGACCACACAAAGGCGAGAUGAAGAAAAGGAGAAGAAAGAUUUGCAGAUUGAGAAUGAGCAUUCACAUGCUGAGCUGCAGACCUUGCAGGAGCGUCUGGAGGCCAGCGAGCGCAGCGCUGACGCCCUCCGCAGGGACCUGAGUGAACUGGGCUCCAUGCAGAGUCACAGCCAUGCAGAGCUGCAUCAGGUCAGACUGCAGUCUGCACAGAUUAAUUUACAACUGUCCCAGGCUAACCUGGCUCUGCGUGAGGGACAAUCCACCUGGGCCCAGGAGAGAGAGACUCUGAGACAAAGUGCAGAGUUGGAUAAGGAUCGUGUCCAGAAACUGAGCCGCGAGCUUCAGAAGAAGGAAGAGUGGCUCCAAGAAGAGAGAACAGAGCGAGAGAAACUGGAAGUGGAGCUGGGGAACGAGAAGGAUUGUAACCGGGAACUGAGAGCCAGUCUGAGAGCCCUGCAGAAGGAACAAGAGCAGCAUCAGCUGGAGAAACAGGAGCUCUUAGAUCAUAUCCAUGUGCUGGAGCUGAGGCUAGACACUGAGACAGAUGCUAAGUGGGCUGAGGCAGCGGCUACACCAACAUAUUGCAUUGAUAGACCUCCAUCAAUUGAAGAAAAGCCACCACAAGAGUCUUUAAGUGUGCUGGACAGUGAGCAGUUUAGCUCUCAUGGGUCAACAGAGCAAAGCCAAAAGGAUAAUGAGAACGAUAUGAUGGCAAAGGAUCUAGAAGUGAAGCCUUAUUCCAGUGUGAUUGCUGACAAACCUUCACUGCUUUCUGAACACAAAGACAGUGUCUUCAGUGGUCUUACUGACGCCCCCUUGUGGUGAACCAGAGGUGGAACAGAAGAACCUGUGUGCAGCUGUUUACAUCAGCGCAUGAAGAUCAUGUGCUCCUGAUCAGUGUGAAAUAUCAAAACAGUUUUCUAAGCUGGCUUUUUAUGUAAUCUAAUAAUCUAAAAGUGAGGUCUGUGGUAGAUCCAGUAGUGUGAAUGUGUCUGUCAGUAUGAGUUUCCAUUAAGAGUAAGGUGAUGUAGUAUGUUAGUAUGUUGUCUAGAUAUGCCAAUUAUAGCGCAUUCAACAUGAAAGAUCACUUACGUAUGAUGAAAAAAAAAAUGCCAUUAUGGAGUGCUAUAACACAAAGUUUAGAUUUAAAAUAAUGGGAAUGAAUUGUUAUACAUUUGAUGUAGCAUAAAUGAGUUCUUUUUAGAUUUUGAAGGAGCAAGUCAAGUGUUUCUGUUCAGAGGAGUUGCUAGAAGGGGAAAGGUGGGGAACUAUUUGGGGUCCCCAAAAAUAUCCCCUCGAGGGUCCCCGAUCUUAACCGAGGAGACAAUGUCAGCUUUUGAUUCGACCUUUCUCUGUUCAGAAUGUUAUCUCUAGGUGUGCUGGUUUGUUGUUCUGUAUCACCUGACAAUGACUUGAGUGCAUUCGAGUGAUCAGUUCCCUAUUUUAGAUUUUAUAAAUAAAUUUUAUCACAGUU
This is a messenger RNA of Ctenopharyngodon idella (grass carp), 2488 nucleotides long. RefSeq names its product calcium binding and coiled-coil domain 1b (gene calcoco1b). NCBI's taxonomy places the organism in Eukaryota, Metazoa, Chordata, Actinopteri, Cypriniformes, Xenocyprididae. The transcript has 14 exons. The record is from RefSeq and is a predicted model, not a curated record. Bases 187 to 1839 code for a protein of 550 amino acids.